Molecule: messenger RNA, 971 nt
Organism: Anoplophora glabripennis (Asian longhorned beetle)
Lineage: Eukaryota; Metazoa; Arthropoda; Insecta; Coleoptera; Cerambycidae
Product: lipid storage droplets surface-binding protein 2
Exons: 5
Coding region: 190-855 (221 amino acids)
Biological process (GO): lipid storage; positive regulation of triglyceride storage
Cellular component (GO): lipid droplet; cytosol
Source: RefSeq, a predicted model, not a curated record
ACAGGGUGCAUAGUACGUGAACGUAUACUUAACUAGUUGGUUGAAGUUUAUCAGUUUAUAAUAAACCUCAAUUCUAUAUAUAUAACAAUUAGUAGAGGGGAACCUUUACAGUCUAUCAACAAUUUUGUUAAAGCACUUUUAUAUGUAUGUGUGUCCUUUUGUAAACAUCUUAUUCCGUAAAGAUUAACAAUGGCUGCAGAACAAGGAAGCGAACAAGUAACUGUUCCAACGACUUGUAUGGAAUCCGUAAAUAGAAUAUCGAAAUUGCCUGUGGUUGAAUCGACAAUUCAGACAGCAACAAAUAUUUAUGAAAAAGUAAAGGAUUACAAUAGCGUCACCAACUGGACUCUUUCAACUGCCGAGAGCACCGUCAACAAAGCAGUAGAAGUGGGAAAACCAAUAGCAACACCUGUAAUUCGAAAUUUGGAGGGACCUAUAAAGAAAGUUGAUGGUGUGCUAUGCAGCGGUCUGGAUUAUGUUGAAAACAAAGUUCCAGCGGUGAAACUUCCUCCUGGAGAAUUGAUUAUGCAGAUUUACACCAGCACAAAGGAAUAUAUCCACAACACAAUAACUCCAGCCCUGGAACAAGCUUACUCCUAUGCGGAGCCUGCUGUUAAGACUGCUAAAGACAUCAUGGAACCUGCCGUACAAUCAGCGAAAAACAUAGUUGAACCAGCAGUUGAGAAAGCCAAAAGCCUCAUGGAACCUGCCCUCGACACUGCAGCUGCUAUUAAGGAGAAUGUAAUGCAUAAGGCCGAUGAAUAUUUACAUUGCGGACAUAGCCAGGAGGGUGAGUCCAGUGAAUGCAAGGAAUGUGAGGAUAUUAAACAGCAAUUGGAAAAGAAAUUCACUUAGGAACAGUAGAAUUUUUUUAUUUUAAAUUGUCUUUAUAAUUUUUCUAUGUGUGUAUCUAUAAGACUGUAUUCUUUAUAAUAGUUUAUUUACUCCUAAUAAAAAAAUAUUAUAUUUAA